GAAAUGGAGUGCGAUCUGAGGCCCAGGGUGUGCUACUUGGUCAAAACAGAACGCGGUUAUGGUUUCCACUUGCACGGCGAGAAAAGUAAAGGCGGACAGUUCAUCCGGAGAGUGGAGCCCGGCUCCUCGGCUGACCUGGCUGGACUGAGACCCGGGGACCGAGUGGUGGAGGUCAACGGCGAGAAUGUGGAGAACGACAGUCAUCACCAGGUGGUGGAGCGGAUCAGAGAAGUACCCCACCGAACCCGACUACUGGUGGUGGACCGAAACACGGAAGACUACCUCCGAAGCUGCGGUCUGGCUUGUACAGAAGAUCUAGCCAUCGAGAUGGGGACACUCUCCCCACGUCCCUCACCAAUGGCCACACCGUCAACUUCCCCUUUACCCAGGGGGAUUUCACCUAAGUCCUUGAAACCUGACACCACGCUUCUUUCCACAAACUCCUGCACUCUUUUCAAUUCACAAGACAAAGUAAAGAGGUCGUCAAUGACGUCAAGUACUGUGACAGACGUAGAGCUACAGAUGGAGGCCUCCCCAGAGCCAUCAGCAGAGUUACUUCCCCGCCUCUGUCAUUUGGUGAAGGGAGAAAAGGGCUAUGGCUUCAACCUGCACGGCAAUAAGGCAAAGUGUGGACAAUUUGUACGCUCGGUGGACCCUCAUUCACCUGCGGAGAGAGCCGACAUCCGUCCAGGAGACCGACUGGUGGAGGUAAACGGAGUGAACAUUGAGCGUCUGAGACACUCAGAGGUGGUGGCAUUCAUUAAAGAGGGAGAGCGAGAAGUGCACCUGCUUGUCGUCGAUAAGGAGACAGAUGAACUUUUCAACAGAUUGGGGAUCACGCCUACAGCACGCCAUGUCUACAUGGAGGAAACAGCCGUAGAAGUUGCCUCGUCUGCCCCUUCCCCUACAUCCACUGAAGGGCCGAUCAUCCAUGUCACACUGACAGACGCCGGGAUCACAAGUAUGUCCCCUAAACCCAGGGCCAAUGGGAGUUGUACGUCUCAGUCCUCAACCGGCUCAACAACUCAAUCAGAAAUCAGUAGCUCUGAUAUGAGUUUCCAGGUCCCUGAAGAAGAUGACAGGAGGGUUUUGGACCCAUUCAUGGACAGUGGCUUGCGUUUGAGUCCAACAGCUGCUGAGGCAAAACAAAAGGCUCUUGGCAGACGCAACAAAAAAAGAGCGCCCCCUAUGGACUGGAGUAGGAAACAAGAGAUCUUCAGCAAUUUCUGA
This is a messenger RNA of Nerophis lumbriciformis (worm pipefish), 1230 nucleotides long. NCBI's taxonomy places the organism in Eukaryota, Metazoa, Chordata, Actinopteri, Syngnathiformes, Syngnathidae. The record is from RefSeq and is a predicted model, not a curated record.